AUGAUCCUGGAUGAGUGUAUACGUGGACAGGAGAAGCUUGCCGUGGCAACAGCUAUGUUCGGUGUUGCAGCUUCCAUAAUGUCUAGAGGAAGAACCACGCACUUGCACUUCAAGAUACCACUGAGUGUUGACGAUGGUGCAUUCUGUAGCUUCACUAAAUUGAGUGGUACUGCCAAGCUUAUACGGAUGGCUUCACUCAUUAUUUGUGAUGAAGCCUCCUUGACUAAGAUACAGGCGGUGAAGGCGUUGGACAACAGCUUGCGUGAUAUAAUGACCCGACCAGAAUUGUUGUUCAGUGGGAAGACGGUUCUGUUUGGUGGAGAUUUCAGGCAGGUCAUUCCUGUUGUCCGAAAGGGGUCAAGGGCUCAGAUAAUUGAUGCGUCACUGCGUAGGUCGUACCUAUGGGAUUGCAUGCGUCACCUAAAGAUUGUACGCAACAUGAGGGCACAGAGUGACCCGUGGUUUGCAGAAUACCUACUUGCAUUAGUGGUGGCACCGAGGAGGCCAAUGGUGAUGGAGAUGUACGUCUUCCUGACGAUAUAUGCAUGA
Molecule: messenger RNA, 549 nt
Organism: Phragmites australis (common reed)
Lineage: Eukaryota; Viridiplantae; Streptophyta; Magnoliopsida; Poales; Poaceae
Exons: 1
Coding region: 1-549 (182 amino acids)
Biological process (GO): DNA repair; telomere maintenance
Molecular function (GO): DNA helicase activity
Source: RefSeq, a predicted model, not a curated record